AUUUACAGGUUUUUGCAGCAAGAAGAUUACUUUAUUCCUUCGUGUUAAAUGGGAGUACUUUAAUCCAAAGCCCAACCUCAUGCUAUUCCCAAUUUCCCAUUAUUUCAAUCGGCAAAUAUAUAGUCCAUUCACUUUCCCCAGCACGACGAAGUUCAACCCGCCGGAAUUGAGGCGGUGUUCAUUGCAAUAAACCUAACACGAUGGUGCUUCGAGAUCUUCCGGACAAAAAAUUGUCGUUUAAUCGCGCCAUUAAAUAUGGAGAUUUAGUAAUUGUGUAUGAAAAGCACGACGCAAUGAAAGCCGUGAAGGUUUCAGAGGACGGGGUUCUACAGAAUCGUUUCGGGGCGUUUAAGCAUUCGGAUUGGAUAGGAAAAUCUUUCGGAUCCAAAGUAUUUGGACACAAAGGAGGGUUUGUUUACCUGCUGGCCCCAACGCCGGAGCUGUGGACACUCGUUCUGAGCCACCGGACUCAGAUUCUGUACAUCGCUGAUAUCAGUUUCGUGAUUAUGUAUCUGGAGAUAGUUCCGGGCUGUUUGGUUCUUGAAUCGGGAACGGGUAGCGGCUCAUUGACCACUUCGCUGGCGAGAGCUGUUGCUCCCACAGGACAUGUUUUUACAUUUGAUUUUCACGAACAGAGAGCUGCCUCUGCUAGCGCAUCAGUCGGUCUAUGCAAUUUUGGACACAAUUUUCACCAUUGGUCAUCCGAAAACAGUCUCUCUGUGAUUUAGUACAGGGGUAAGACUGCGUACAUCCGACCCCCCUUUACCCUACCUUAGGUGGGAGCUUUUACGGCACUGGAGUAAUGAUAAUGAUGAUGAUGAUGUAGUUAAUGUGAUCUGACUCACUUGCCAGAAUUCAACUUCUUCCAUAAAGGGAUGAUUUUGAGAGAACAGGGAUAAGUGAGCUAGUAGAAGUUGCGCUGAGAGACAUACAAGGUGAAGGGUUCCCUGAAGAGUUCACCGGAAGGGCAGAUUCUGUCUUCCUUGACCUCCCUCAGCCAUGGACGGCCAUACCUUCAGCUGGGAAAAUGUUAAAAGAAGAUGGAAUCUUGUGCUCCUUCUCCCCAUGCAUUGAACAAGUCCAACGCUCAUCUCAAGAAAUGGAAUCUCAAUGUUUUACAGAUAUAAGAACAUUUGAAGUGCUUCUCCGCACCUAUGAAGUUGGGAAGAAAAGCAUGGAGUACAGCCUGAACAAAGAAGAGUCCAUUGAGGAACAUACACAGAAGAGAAAGCGAGGGUCUGGAGGAGACAACUGGAGUGUGAUGAUGAGGCCUUCUAGCGAGACAAGAGGGCAUACUGGCUACUUAACAUUUUCCAGGCUUAAAUGCAUACUUAAAUAAAUAUCAACGUACUUAAAUAUUUGGCUUUCAUGUCGCAAUGCUAAACAUUUACAGGUCAACGUACAACGGGUUGUCUUACAGUUGUUUUACUUCUUCAGCGAAAAUCGAAAUGGUAUUAGACUUGAAGAGUUUGAAGUUGGGAUUCGUUUGUUAUUCAAUUAUGUUAGUGAAUAGUGAUCAAUGAAAACAGUAUUAACUUUUAAGGCUACAGAUUUUAUAAAGUUUCUUUUUCAUCCUAUUAUUUAGGGAAGUUCGUAUGACAUUGAUUAAGUUUUUUGUGGCAAUUGUAUUAUAUCAUAGAUUGGUUUAAAAAAAUAGAGCGUAAAGUUA
Molecule: messenger RNA, 1669 nt
Organism: Cuscuta europaea
Lineage: Eukaryota; Viridiplantae; Streptophyta; Magnoliopsida; Solanales; Convolvulaceae
Source: the annotation of a GenBank genome assembly